GGGGGGGGGAGAGGGUAAGCAGUCCCAUGGGAAAGGGAUCAUGGGGUUCUGGCAAGCAGGACAUGAGACAGCAGUGUGUCCUGGAGCACAAAGGGCCAACCGUACCCCGGGGUGCAGCAGGCCCAGCACUGCCACCAGGCAAGGGGAAGGGCUGCCCCCUCUGUGCUGUGCGGCCUCACCUCCAGCACUGCUUGCAGGUUGGCUGCCACAGUAGAGGAAGGGCAUCAGGCUAUUAGGGAGCGUCCAGAGGAGGGUUACAAAGUGGUGAAUGGUCUGGAGGGCACAGUGUGUGAGGAGCGGUUGAGGUCCCUUGAUUUGCAGAGGGGCAGUGCUGAAGUCUGGGCCCGAGGGAACGGCGUGGAGCUAGGUCAGGGAAGGGGCAGCUGGGGUAUUAGGAAAAGGUCACAGAAGGUAUGAGUUUAAAGGGCUUGAAUUUGCUGCUUGAGAUUUGAUAUAUAACCCUGCAAAAAACGUUAUUUUUGAUGAUAACCAGACUAAGUGUCAGGAAGCACGCUCAGUUUUUUCACUGUUUUAACACUUUGUAAGUACUGUAGCAUUUUGAAGUUAUACUCUAUCCUACUAGUUUUUUUGUUUUAUUAAGUGUACACUUCUUCUGCAUUUGCUUUUCUGUAGUUAGUCUUUUUCUAUUUUGUGUUGGAGUUUGACUUUUCAAGCAAGGAAAGUGUAACUUCUUGGCUGAUGAAGAUCUAGACUUUAACAUCUUCAGUAUGUAUGCUGGCCACUUGCUCCCAAGAGGAGUGAAUUUCUGCUAGAGCAGUUGUAGCAAGGCAGUGUGGAAGACAGAGACUGUUAUAUUGAGAGUAAACGAAAAGGCCUUGGCUAGCUUAGCGCACGAGCUGGGAGGAGGAUUUGGUAGUGCUAGGUGUUCCACAUAGGUAGGUACCAUGGUAAAUGGAAAGAUUGUCCAUGAUUAAUGGCGUAAAAACAGAGGAGUUAAUGAAUUAGUUUAGUCUGGAAAUGAGAAAAAGCUGUUUUUUUUAACUUGUCCAUUUUAUUACAGAGCAUAAGGUGACAGAAGUUGAAACUGCUCUGUGAGAGAGGAGGGAGUGAAUUUGUUCUGUACACUUGGGUCAUGGGAACUGCUUGCCUAGAAGGAACCCUUCAUGUCCUGCUUACUUAGCUGGCUGAAAUAACUAAGGGCAACAGCUGGGCAACUUACCACUAUCAGUUUCAUGUAACCCAUUUUUAGGAUGUUCAUCUGGGAUGCACUCGGACUGGUAUUUCUUUAGAAGACCUGUUUUGCAGUUAGGAAUUCAUCAGCUGUAACUCUUAAUUAAACAGAUUGCAUGGCAUCAUUCUUGAGAGCAUUGUGUUCAGUAUUCUCUGAGUGGUGGGGAAUAGGUGUACCUAAAUUCUCUUAAGUUCAUAGGGGGCAGAAAAAAGUCAGCUUGUCAUGUAAACUGGCUCCUGCGGUGUAUCUUCAGGCUAAGUGUUUAUAGAGAGUGGAUCUCCCAGAAGCAGCCAACAGAUAACAGCAGUCUUUGGCUCUGCUUUGGGAGACUUCAGGUCAUCCUGGGCUCAAGGUCCAGGAAGUGCCUGGUAGUCCUGUGAGAAACUUGAGGGUGCCUGCUGCUGCUAGGCAAGGAUAAAAUCAGGGGGACCACCGGAGUCUGAGCUUGAGGAGGCUCUGGAGUCCUCCAGCAAUCCACAAGGGUUUCUAAUGGGCAUAAUUGGAGUAUCUAUCUCUGCUUGGGUGGAGGCUUCUGUUCUGACAGAGCUUCUGAUGGCACAUGCUGCCCUCCAGGUCCCUGACUCCAGAGGGUGCCUAUGGCCUCUCUCUGCGGAGAGAUAGAAUCUACUGUGCAGGAGGUGUGCUAUCUUAGAAGAGCUGUGCCAUCAUAUUAGAGAUUUAUGAGAACAGGUAAAUAUGUUGUGCUGUCUCAAAGAAAAUCAAUGGGGAGUAGACUUAGCAGCAGCCAUGCUAUGGAGUGAUGCACCAGGCUGCUGAACAAGGGACGUGGGGGUGAUGUAAUCGGGAGGAAUCACGGAAUCAGCGAAAUGAUCAGCUAAAGGAAUCAGCAAGGUCACUUCUGAUGCUUGUGGGUUUAGCAAGGAAGUGCUUGUAAGGUACCACUAUAGAAAAAGUGUCCCAAGCAAUUUCUGGGUACUUAGCAUGCUGGGGUGCCCCUAAGUUCCUAUAAACCAACAAAGGUUGUAUGGGGAGCAAGCAGGAUGAGCUAUGUAUGCGUACAGUUGCAGGGCUCUGAUCUUAUUAGCUUCAAGAAGAUGUGGUGGGAUGGCUGACUGGAGUGUUGUAAUGGAAGGAUACAGACUUGAGGAGAUGAAGAGGAAGUGUUUCAUUCUGUAUUACUGACUACCUUGAGUGUGCGGAGCUCUGCCUGGGUACACAUGAGGAGCUGACCAGCAGUUUAUGGGUUAGGAUUUAAGACAAGAUGGGGCUAGGUGACAUUGUAGUGAGGGUCUACUACAGGCCACCUUAUUGGGAAGAAUGGAAGAGGGCAGAUGAGUCACUCUGCAAAAGGAUAGGAGCAGCUUCGUGUUCACAGGCCUUCAUGAGGGACUUGAGACAGCCUGAUGCCUGUUGGAGGGACAGCACAGCAUGGUAUAAGCAAUCCAAGAUAUUGCUGGAAUGUGUUGUUGGUAAGUUCCUUCUUCAUGUGAAAGAGGAGCCCAUGAGAGGAGGUGCUGUACUGGGCUUUGUUAGCAACAAGAGGGAGCUAUUGGUGAAUGUGCAGGUAAAAGGCAGCCUUGGCUGCAGUAGCUAUGAAGUGUUGGGUCUUAAAGAUGUUUAGGACAGCAAGGAGGGUGUACAGCAAGCUCACAACUGAGGACUUCAGAAAAGCUAACUGGCCUUCUCAAGGGUCUUGUGAGAGUACCAUGGGACAAAGCCGUGAAGGUAGGAGGAUCCCAAGAAAUAUGGCUGAUAUUCAAGGAUCACCUCCUUCUAGCCCAAAUGCAAUGCAUCUGGGCAGCAGUUAUCAAGUUAGAAAAGUGUAAGCUCAGAGAAAAAAUCUGGCAAAGGACAGUGAGGGCAACAGGAAGAACUUCUACAAGUACAAAAGGAGUACCGGGGAAAAAGUGAGCCCUCUUCUGAAGAAAAUAGACCUGGUUACAUAGGACAGUAAAAAUGCUGAGGUACUGAAUGCUGCUUUUGCAUCAGUCUUUACCAGCAAGGUUAUGUGUCAGGUCCCAGAGGCUGGAGGAAAAGCUGGAGCAAGAAAGAUGUACCUUUGUUGGAAGAGAAGUACUUGAGCAUUCCUCAGUCCAUGAGCCUUCAUGCAAUGCACUCACGAGUGCUGAGACUGCUGACAAAUGUGAUCACAAAGACACUUCCUACAAUUUUUGCUUGAUCAUGGCAGUGGGGAGAAAUGCCUGAAGACUAGAGUAAAGCAGGUAUCUUGCCUUGUCUUCAAGAAAAGCAAGAAGGAGGACCUGGUUGGCAUGAGCUCAGUCUUUGGAGAGGUGAGGGAACAACUAGUUCUAGGAGCUGUUUCUGUGCACAUGAAGGGGAAGAAAAAUAUCAGGAGCAGUAAGCAUGUAUUCACUAAGGGGAAGUCAUGCCUGACUCUCAUAUGGGGUAAGGUUAAUUUUCUUUGUAACAGCUCACACGGUCUGUGCUUCAGAUUUUUGAUGAAAACAAUGGUGGUAACACGCUUGAUGUUUUCAAUUGUUGUUAAGUAAUGCUUGCAGAAAGCCAGAAACUUUUCUGCCUCUCAUGCUGCCCUGCCAGCUAGGGGUGCAGAAGAAGAUAGGAGGGGACACAGCGAGGACAACUGACCCACACCGAUCGAAGGGAUGUUCCAUCCCUUAUGGUGUUAUACUCAGCCAUAAAAGCUGGGAAAAAGGAAGAAGGGGUGUUCAUAGUGGUGUUUUUUGUCUUCCCAAGAUACUGUUAAGCAUGAUGAGCCUUGCUUUCCAGGAAGUCUCUAACAUUUGCCUGUCCGUGGGAAGCAGUGAAUUAACUCCUUGUUUUGCGUUGAUUGCAUGCACUGCUUUUACUUUACAGUAGUAAACUAUCUUUAUCUCUACACAGGAGUUCAUUCUCAUUUUCUCCUCCAUCCAGCUUGGGGAGUACGAGCAAGAGGCUGUGCGGUACUUAGUGGCCCAUAGGAUGGCUGAUAAGCUUCUAUAAUGAAAUCCCUGGUAUGAUGGAUGAGGGUGGUGCAGUGGAUGCUGUCUGCCUGGACUUCAGUAAGAUCUAGAUGUUAUCCCGUAAGAUUCUCUUAGAGAAGCUGUUGAAGCAUGGGCUGGUUGUGCAGACAGUGUUUUAUGAGAAAAAUGUCAUGAUUCUGUGGAUGUCAGUGUUUACUGUGCAUCUUAAAACCUGUUUUCCCAAAUUAACAGAUCAGUUUGCUGCUGCAGUUUCUUUCCAGAAAGAAAUUUUUACUUAACUCUGCAUUGAUGACAGUGUUAGAGUCUAGAAAAUCUAGAGAGUUGGAGAUGUAAUUUGGUAGAGGCAAAGUUCAGGUUAUUACUAUUUUCAACAUCUCAUUGUGCCUUUCGUUGGAAGAUGCUGCUGACCUUUUGAACGGAAGUGACAGGCUUCUCUUUUUUGCUUGAAAAAUGAGCAGUUAUAUUUCAAGUCUGAAUGAAGCAGGUUCAGACUACUGUGUCUGACAUAACUCAGGUAGUCUGGGGAGUGCUUCUUUCUUUCUGAUGUACUAGAAGCACAGGUGUCAUAUCCUCAGUGAGUGCUAAGACUUAAGUCACUCCAGCUAGAGCUGCAAGAGGAAAUUUUAUCUUCCAUUAGCAUAUUACUGUUGAGUUGUUAUCUGUCUUAUUUUUUUUAUUUUGUGAAUUCUUUGCAGGUGAAAGGGAUCUGGCCUACAGGCUAAAUAGUGGCUGAAAGCAAAAGAACAGGCAGUCACUCAUCAGAAAUAUAUACUUUAGUGUGAGUGUUUCUUGAACAUCUACCUCUAAAAACUGAGUGGUGACUUCUGUAGCUGACUGUAUUUCUGUGCAGAUAUACGUGCAGAAAAGUGGUGCAACAGUCUAAGCAGUUCAGGAGGCUUGGACUGCAUUGAGGAAAAUAUCUUGAUCUAGGUGACAGUGCAACCAAAGGAGAAGUGUUACUGCACCUUUUGCUUACCAACACAGAUGAGUUAAUUAGAGGGGCCAGGACUAGCAGCAGCCUGGGUCACAGUGGCCCUAAUGUUAGGGCCUUUAAUAUUAGGGCCCUAAACAUGUCCUAAUAGAAUUUAUGAACUUGAGGGAUAUGGGUCAGGUGAAGACUAAAGUUAUAAUAUUGAAUUUUAGCAGACUUCAGUUGUUUGAGGAAUUAGUAAAUGGGACCUCCAGAGAUUGUUCUUAAGGAUUAAGGAGCAGAACAGAACUGGCAGCUGUGUAAGGACAUUGUUAGAGCAUGAGAACUUUCAAUUCCCACGUGUAAGAAGUCAUGCAAGGAAAACAGGAGACUGAAUAAGGAUAUCCUGGUAAAACUAAUGUCUAAGAAGGAAAUGCAUAGGCAGUGGAGCCAGGGAUAUAUAUAUACUGGGAAAACCGUAGGGACAUUGCCCAGAUAUGUAGGGAGAGGGUCGGGAAGGCUAAAGAAUAGUUGGAACUGAAUUUGUGAAGGAGUAUGAAAAAUAGUAAGAAGGGCUUCUGCAGGUACAUUGGUCAGAAAAGGAAUAUUAAAGGAAAUGUAAUCCCCACCUUGAUAAAUAAGAAAGGAGGGCUGGUGGCAGCUGACAUGGGACAUGGCUAAUGUACUCAAUUUUUUGCCUGUUUUCAGUAGUAACCCCAUUGUUCAAGUCUUUGAACCUCAAGGAAGUGACAAGGAAAACCAAGUCCGUUCCAUUGUAGAAGAUCAUUAAAAAAAGAAAAAAAAAAAAACCCAAUAAAACACCAGCUGUGAGAAGUAGAGUGUACAGGGAGUGUUUGGACUGUGAAAAGGGGAUUCCACUGCUGGUGUCUUGUAUUGUGCAUGUGAAUAUAAUCCUGUGCUCUAAACUGUGCUCAGGGUAGAAGUCUAGCAGGAAGUGGAAGUGCUCUGACUGGAGGUUGUGGGUUAACAGUUUCAAUUGGAUAAAAUGAGCUUGUAGGGAAGUCGGCAGCGACUCCUACUCCAUUGAAGCCAGCAGAAGCUGUAUGUAGUAGAAACUGGGUUUAGUGUUACUGAAGGAAACUGGAAACUGUAAAGGGACUUGCCCUUGCAUCUUGAGCGUUGACAUUCUGGAGAAGCAGGUGUUCUAAUGAUCUGUGAAAACAUUGGUGAAUAUUUGGCAUUGCUACUGUCGAAAUGAGUGAUGACACCCCUUUGGGGUGAUGGUCUGAUCUCCCAGAAGGGGUGUUGAUAAUAGAACAGCAGACAUCACUGUGGAUGGUGCUGGCUGCUAUUCAUAUGGAACAGUGAUGACAAUACUGGAUCAUCAGAGAUAAUAUAAAAGAACUCAGGAGUCAAAGAGUGCUUGUCUGAGCUCACUCACCCUUCAGCACCUUCAUCUAGCUCUUGUGAACGCAAGUGGAUUUUUAAGAUUAAUAGUUGAUGACUGGAGUUUGAUUACUGAAUUUGAUGCAAAACCUCCCAUGAGCACAGCAUUUCCAAAUGUGCUAGUACUACAGUAUAAAUGUGAAGCAAAGAGUACUGCUUGUUAUUUGGUCAUUGUCACAGCUAACACAUUUACCUUUAUUUUGUUGGCAUUGCAGUUUCUCUGUAUCUGGAGAGGUGUGCUAUACACCUCCAGCCAUGUACCAGAAGGAAGAAAGCAUAGCCCUGUUGGUUGUCGUGGGCUUGCACAAAAGGCUUUGAUGAGUGAGGACAGUGCCUUAGGUCACUUGCAGUGUGUCAGUGAUAUCAUUGCACAUGAGGUGAAGGCACUGAAAGAGAAGAUUGAAUCAGAAAGGGGGAAAGAUGCUUUUCCAGUUGCUGGUCAAAAACUAAUUUAUGCAGGUAAAAUUCUUAAUGAUGAUACUGCUCUUAAAGAAUAUAAAAUAGAUGAGAAGAACUUUGUGGUGGUUAUGGUGACAAAACCCAAAGCAGCAACUGCAGCGACUACAGCAACUCAGCAGACUAAUUCCACUACUGGCGUUAGUGUGACAACUGCAGCUCCCACACCAGUCUCUGCACCAACUCCUGCAGCUGCUCCUGUGCCAGCUCCUGAUCCUACCACUCCAGCACCAGCUGCAGUUGCUUGUGAAUCUGAACCUGUGAGUACUCCUAAAGAAGAGAAGCCAGCAGAAAAACCAGCAGAUGCACCAACUGCUGUCAGCCUGUCAUCAAAUGAGAGUACAACAGGUGAUACAUCUCGAUCAAAUCUUUUUGAGGAUGCUAUAAGUGCACUUGUGACAGGUCAGUCCUAUGAGAAUAUGGUGACUGAAAUCAUGUCCAUGGGCUAUGAACGUGAGCAAGUAAUUGCAGCGCUGAGAGCCAGCUUCAACAAUCCAGACAGAGCAGUGGAAUACCUUUUAAUGGGUAUACCUGGAGAUAAUCAGGCUGUGGCUGAACCAACUCAAGCAGCAAGCACUGGUACCUCUCAGUCUUCAGCAGUGGCAGCAGCUGUAGCAACCAUACCUACAACCGCUACUUCACUAGGAGGACAUCCUCUUGAGUUCUUGCGAAAUCAGCCUCAAUUCCAGCAGAUGAGACAAAUCAUUCAGCAAAAUCCUUCUCUGUUACCAGCAUUGCUGCAACAGAUUGGACGGGAAAAUCCUCAACUACUACAGCAAAUAAGCCAGCAUCAGGAGCAUUUUAUUCAUAUGCUGAAUGAGCCAGUUAUAGAGUCCCGACAAGGUUUAAGUGGCAGUGAUGAUAGUGCCAGCACUGGAGGAGUAGCAGAAGCUGGAAAUGGUCAUAUGAGCUACAUUCAAGUAACACCUCAGGAAAAAGAAGCUAUUGAAAGGCUAAAGGCGUUAGGAUUUCCUGAAGGACUUGUGAUACAAGCAUAUUUUGCUUGUGAGAAGAAUGAAAACUUGGCCGCCAAUUUCCUUCUACAACAGAACUUCGAUGAAGAUUGAGAGACUUUUUUUUUUUUUAAAUCUUACACCUCACACCAGUGCAUUACACUAACUUUGUUCACUGGAUUGUCUGGGAUAUUUGGGCUUAUAUUCUUAAUGCUUGGGGUAUGGUGUAUGAGGAGGGAGAAGAAAACGUGGUAAACCAAGUAAAGAAAACAGUAAGUAUAUCUGCUUUAAAUUAGCAGAUACAUCAAACCACAAAGUGUAAAAUACAACCAAAAAUGAGCUUCUGCAGACAUUUAGCUCCUCUGUAAUGUAGUUUAACAUUUUUUCUAGGUUUUCAUUCCUACUGUACUUUUUAUAGAAAGGUAGUGUAAUGCCCUGCUUCAUGUUCCUUUCUAUUAGUGUUGGAAAUAGCCUACACUACUAGACUCUGUAGUCUGUAUUUCAUGGCAACACUGGAAAGCAACUUUAUGACAUCUAAAAAAUCUGAUUAGAUAUAAACACAAAUGCCAACACAUGGGUACUUAUUUUGCUGUCUGAAAUCUGUUAAAUUAGUGCUAGAAGCACAUUAUUUUAAUGCUGGAUUUAAAAUGGAUUUAUUCAAGUGAAAACCUAUUUCAGCUAAUCUUGAUCAUUAAUUGAGAAACUGUCCCACCUGUGCCACAUGUAAUUUGGGAAGGUAUAUACACAAAGAUAAAAAUGAUCUCCUGUUCACUUCUUUUCUUUUGGGGAAAAUUCAUAAAUACCUAAUUACUGUUCACUUUGGUGUUAUGUUUCAGUAGAAGUGUUAAAAGCAAUAGACUGCAUUUUUGACUUUAUUGUAUGCGUUAUAGUGAAUUGAAUAUCCUUUUUUUGCCAGCAGACAAAACACAAGGCUCAGUUUUAUCCAUUGCAGUGAGACUGAAUCAUCAAAUCAUAUUUCACUUUCGUACUUAUCUUGGACCAACCUUUGCAAAAGAACAUAAAAAUACAGUUGUAAACGUGUGAAGAUCCUGGCAUUCUGUUGAUCUUGAGUAGAUUGUAAUAAUCAAACUAUUUCUGUUAAGUAAGGAUUUUUUUUCCUCUUAGUUGGAGGAACAGAGUUCAGAACUUGUAGUAUCCAGCAAACGAUCAAGUUUCUGCUGUCCAAAAAAAUCUGCAUGCAUACCUUCCUUUCUAUUGAAAAUAAACUCCAAUUAUAGAAUUCUUGAUUUUAAAUCCUGGUACCACUUAUGUUUAGUCAUAACAAAAUGUAGUGUUUUCCUUUUAUCAUAAGUUCUCUGUUAGAGACAAUCUUGCAGUGCUACUGGUGAAGGCAAAUUCCAGUUUUGGCUAAAAUUACUUCAUGCAUCCUUUCCUGAACACAACUUGGGGAUAUAUUUUGACUUUGUACUGUUGUACUCCAAUUAGCUGAAUUACAAUUUUAUCUCUCUAUCUAGUAACGAAGAUGUUAUUAGUAUCAUUAGUGGUACAGCAGUGAGUUGUGCCACUAAUGAUUCUAAUGACUUAGUGGUACAACCAAAGAAUGAUUUUCUGCUUUGUGUGUGUAGCAGUGGAUUCAACAACUACUUAAGCUCAGAGUAAAGUCAAGUCCUGAGAAGAGAGAGCAAGAAAGACCGAAGCAUUUGUAUUUUGUUUCUUCUUUGCUUUGUUGUAGUCUGUAAAUAAUUAUCUGCAUCAAAUAAUUAAAUGUAAUAAAGGCUUUUACUUUUUCUUUCUAUUCUUAAACAUCUGUGAUGUUUUUCCAGAUAGUGUGUAUUUUAGUUAUUCAAAUUUCAUUAUUUUCAAAUUUCUUAGGUGCGUAUUGUUUGAGUUAUCAGUGAUGCAACCAAAACUGUAUCAGUAGAAGUGAUACUGCUAAACAGAAAAUAAAUCUUUCAUAAUGUUUCAUUUUGCACAAAUUAACAUUAAUACCCAAGUCAGCCAGUAGGUUUUAACUAAGCAGGAAUAUCAGUAUAUUUAUGGACUUUGAGAGAUUGAUUGUAAUGAUGUAACACUCUGCACGAAAAAAAAGGGGAUAAUUGUUAUAUGUAAAAGGAGCAGCAGUCAGGUGCUUGAGAAAUGCCAAACUGAUGCAAGUACUUCCUGAAUGUACUCUACUACAUAGCUGAUAUCUAAAUAAAAACAAAAGCCUUUA
Molecule: messenger RNA, 9994 nt
Organism: Gallus gallus (chicken)
Lineage: Eukaryota; Metazoa; Chordata; Aves; Galliformes; Phasianidae
Gene: RAD23B
Product: RAD23 homolog B, nucleotide excision repair protein
Exons: 10
Coding region: 6508-7935 (475 amino acids)
Biological process (GO): proteasome-mediated ubiquitin-dependent protein catabolic process; nucleotide-excision repair
Cellular component (GO): nucleoplasm; cytosol
Molecular function (GO): ubiquitin binding; polyubiquitin modification-dependent protein binding; damaged DNA binding
Source: RefSeq, a predicted model, not a curated record